GAACAGUAUGUAGUGACAUUAAUUUUCACCAAAAAAAAUCUAUUGAGGAUGGCGGAAAAGCAUGUCCUCAGAUAUUUAAUUUGUUCUGUAAGGAAUCACAUGCAGUUGUAACAAAUACAUAAUCAGCAACAAUGAACACGUAAAAGGCAGAAUAGAAAACACGCAUUCUCUCGUGUAAAAUUUUUCAUGUCAUGAUGCUGUCUUCAAUAGCAAACCAUUGUUGGAAAAAUAAAUAAAUACAUUACCUUAAGAUUCAAAUACGAAAAUAUGAAAUGGCAUUGUUGAACGUUUUUGACGGUUCCAUUGAGGAAUACAACUGAUAUCCCAUUCUGAAAGUUGCACGGAUGAAAAUAUGACCACCACUAUUGUAAGACACCAGAUAACAGCAGGUAAAAGCUAUACCAAACAAGAAGAACUUUCCCCGCGUUCUACUUUAACAAAACCAGAAACUUUGCAAGAAAGCGAAAACAAACAACAACUGAAUUCUGAAAUCAGCACAGACAAAAUGGUAAACUUAACAUGCUUUCACACAGACGAAGGGGCAGUGACGACAACUGCUAUUGAACAUGCUGAAGUGGAACGCGUAUUCAGUAGGAGCAAUAGGGCUACAGAAUGUUAUUUAGACGACAUGGUCUGCGAAUGCAAAGGUGUUAACAAAGGUGAUGUCAAAGGAGAGGAAACAUCCUCGAUAGCAAAUAUUGCUGGGACAGGAAAGAAAACAUCUAAAAGCAAAAGCGAUGAGGCACACAAAACGGAGUGUUGUGAAAAUGUAGACAAAGACAGUAUACUCAACUCGUCAAAAGUCGUUGGAAACGAAUAUACAGCCGACAAAAGAGACAAAUGGAUGACAUCUAUAUCAAAGAAUACUGACGUUAAUACAGUAGAAGGUAAACAUAAUUAUUCUCUCCAUCAACAGUGUUCUACUAUAACAAAUAUUGAAAAGGGCAAUGGGACUGUGAACAUGUACAUUGAUGAUGCCAACUACUCGAGUUCAAUACACGUUAAUAAUAGUGACAAAGAACAAAACAACUCAUUAUAUUCGGACAAUGAAGAUCUAAGAAAAGCACUUGACGGUAUAUUAACUGAAAAAACUUUUACAUUAAGCAUUUCUAAAGACGAAACUUCAGACGACGAACUGAAAAUCCAGCAUUUGCCUUUGGUAAGGGAAACCGAUGAGGAACCUGUAGUUUUAACAGAAAACACAUUUCUCCAAGAAGUAUGUCCAAAUAGAUACGAUUUCGAGGAAAGGAACAUGGAACAAAAAGCAGUUUUUUCAAGCACAUCUACUGGGGAAAAAGAUGUACAUGAAAUAGUCCGCCAUGAUCAGAUCUCUACAAUUGAAAAGGAAGAUGAAAUUACCAAAGAAAGUUUGUGUUCAACAAUAACAGGUAAUUCCAAAAAUGUUGAUGUACGCAAAUAUUCUGAGCAAAAUAAACUUUCAACAGAUAGUGGGAAUGAAAUAAGUGUUGGAAGUUGUCAGGAUAGGCAUGGGAAAACAAAAUGUAAACAGGAUAUUAUAAAAGAAAACCGCCUUACUGACUCAUUCGUCAGUUUUAAAAUACAGUACAAUGGAGGUGACAAAAUACCAUUGCAAUCUGCUUACAGAAUGUCAGUGAAGGAUGAAAUACCGACUUACGUAUCGUGUAACAGAAAUAAGUCGAUCAGUAAAAAGGUGGAAAACGAAAACCUAGAUGUAACAUCUGUAACAAAUGAAGGCAUUAUCAUCAAACAAGGGUUCGAUAACCAGGCAAUUCCCGUUAGUAAAAUCGAAAACGUUUGCGAGAUUAGCUUAAAAAAUCAGUCAAAAAUGCCGACUAACAGUCAAGCGGGACAAGAUAGCCCAACAUUAACAUUGACGGGCACUGAAAAAAUGAUUGAUGAAUCACCAAUGGAAAAAGAAUCUCAACAAGCAAUUAGUAGAACUCCACAAAAGAAAUUUAAUUCAAAGAGAAAACGUAAGCAUAGAAAUAUCAGAAAGAACCUUUUCAGAGACACAUUUGCCAAUUAUGGAAUAAAGACAAAGGGGGGCGGCAGUACUACCAAAGGGAAAAUUUUAUCGCAAGCUGCUGGAAGCAUGCCAAUGAAGGAUGAAAUACCGACGUUCAAGUCCUGUAAUAGAAAUAACACGGUCGAUAAAAAGAUGAGACACGGAAACCUAGAUGCAUUAUCUUUAUCAAAAGCAGAUAAUCAAAUCGGCGUUACACAAGACAAGCAGGAUCCUCCAGCGAGUAAAAACGAAAACAUUUCCGAGACAGAGUUGAGAAACCAGUCAACAGUGUCAACUACCAGUCUAACUGAAGAGGAAAUAACUCACCCAACGUCAACAAUGGCGGUUACUGGAGAAAAACUCGAUGAUUCACAUUCUCGUCAAACCAUUAGAAAAUCUCGACAGAAUGCAGAAGAAACCAUAAGCAACCAGGCAACGAUAUUGUGUAAAAGAACAAAUAAGGAUUUUAUCCAAAGUUCGUUCAAAGGACAAUACACAAGAGACAUGUGUAGUGACAUCAUUGAUAAAGCAUGGAGAAUGCUUGUCGAGAAUAUGAAUCCAUGGCUUUUAUUGGACGAAUUUCGAGCCAUUCAAUACUUCCAAAACUCGGUACAGAGAGACAUAGAGGAGGUUUUAUCGACAACAAUUGCAAACAGACAAAUUCUUACUAAAGUUAGAGCAAAGGGUGUUGAUGGGUAUCUGCAGUUUACAGAGUGUCUGGCAUCAUCACACCAGAUAGAAAUACUUCAUAUUCUUAGCACUUAUGACGAUAGUCUCCUAGUAAGAGUAACAACGAAUCAAGAGACAAACAGUUCUGAAAAGCGUUUAUCGAUGAAAAUAACAGAUUUGAGGCAUGAACUGAUUACAUUCUACAUGUCUGAACAUAGUACGUUACCGUUGUCACCACUAUUGGAAGAAAACGAUGCAGCACUGGUAAAACUCUAUUCGCAGCCAACAUUAUUAAAUAUUGAAACAGGAUCGGUAUCAGAUGAGUCAUGUAAACAGAUUGAUUCAUACAAAAACAUAUUUUUUGAAAAUUCCUAUCACUGUAAAAAUAUUUAUAUCGUAUCUGAUGCUGGAUUUGGAAAAACCUCAUUUGCAAAGAGACUAGUAAUGUCUUGGUGUCAAGCACAUGAACCUCAAAGUGGUUAUGCACAAUACUUUAAAGCAGAAGACAUCGAAUCAGUCAAAGAAUUUAGCUUUGUGUUUUUUAUUUCUCUUCGAUGUUAUAGUGGAGUAAAAUGUGAAGUAGAAUCAAUGAUAUAUGACCAAACUGCUAACCAUUUGCCCGGGUCAUAUACAUACCAACAACUGCAAGAUAUCCUCCGAAAUGAAAGAUGUCUCGUUAUCUUGGAUGGACUUGAUGAAUGGUCCCAUCCAGUCUCCACAGAGUGUACCAACUUCACAGAAAUACCGCACAGAAAAGUCCGAGAAAAAACAACUGUUUUAACAACAACCAGAACAUGGAAGCUUAGCCUUGCAAAUCUACGGACUACAGAUAUAGAUAAACGAAUAGAAAUCACAGGACUUUGUCGAAGUUCUUCGUGUAAUCUGAUACACAACGUAACUGAACAUCUAAAUAAAAUGUCUAGUCCUCCAAGAUCGUCUGAAGAAUUUGCAGCGCUCAUAAAGGAAAACAAUCUAGAGGAGCUAGCGAGGAUACCACUAAUUGUAAUGCAGCUGCUAUGUUUAUGGCGUGAUGGAGAGCCUAUCGGUAAAUCUCGAUGUGAAAUAUAUAGCAGUAUUACAGAAUUGUUGUUAAGGAAAGGAGAGAUGAAAUCUCCUUUAUAUAUACAAGAUGACGUCGAGUCUCAAGAUACAUGCUUUUGUUACAGAAAUCGUUUAAGCAGAAAGUAUCAAAAACAUUUGUUAGCACUAGGGGAGUUAUCAUUUAACACUCUGUUUGGUGAUGAAAGGUGCUCAGUUGUGUUUGAUAGGUCAACAGCCAAGAAAUAUCUGUCAGAGGAUCAGCUGCGAUUUAGCUUUAAUACGGGUAUUUUAAGUCAGUGGAAAGUUCCCUGUAAACUUACCCGCAGGCAGUAUAAUGUAUCGUUUCUUCACAAAACAUAUCAAGAAUUCUUCGCUGCGCUGCACAUAGCAUCUCAAACAAAAAAUCCUGACAAAGUCAAAGAAUUAAUAGUUAAUUACUGUAGAAGUAUGAAAAGCCUCGUUGAAAUGUCCAGAGUAUUCGUCUUUCUUAGUGGAAUGAAUUCGGAGCUGCUCAUUGAUGUAUUCCACAGAGUGUCUCCCUAUUUGCCAAUCGAUGACGCGGUUGCAUGUUACAGGGCUUACGUACCGUAUGAGGUCAAUGUAUACAAUCUACGUAAAAGCCAAAAAUUAGUCACAGAUUACCAGAACUUAAUACUAGAAUGCAUAGGUGAAAGUACAGAAUGUCAAGACAAGAGUUCUACCUUUCAUCUUGAAGACAUAAUAAUAGGAUUCAGUCAUGACAAAAGCGAAGAAUCUACAGAUCACAUCCAUUGGCUUCGACUAUCAAAGGCAGUCAAAGAAAAUUUGCACUGCAUCAAAUCAGUCUCCAUAGUAUACACAUCGAAAACAUCAAAAACAACGAAAACAGAGGACGGCGUUCAGACUUCUAGCGGAUGUUUGGAUAUUCUGUCUACAGAAUCGCUACCCUCUUUGCAGAAAAUUCAGUUUCAUGGUAGAGAUCCUAGAAGUAUGUUUUUGCCGGUGAAAAUCAACAGUUUGAUAGAACAUGCAACAGAAUCUAUUAGGUGUUUAGACAUUGAAGGCUGUAGCUGCAAUUACGAAAUUGCACCAUUAAUACGAAACAUGUUCUGUUUGGAAUCCUUGCGGAUAAGCAACGUGAAGAUGGAUUAUCGUGAAAGAAAGGCAUUGAUUAUUUUCUUAAGUGAGAGUCAUUUACAGAAGCUAAAGCAAAUAGUACUUCAAAAUAUAUCUGUUUACACUAACAAAGCUUCCAAAUAUUGUUUGAAGUUAAAUUUAUCGAAGAAUUGCAAUCUUCAGUGUGUUAGCUUACGGAAUAUCCCAAUAUCUCAACUUGAGCUUCCAGCUGAAGGACAGAUGACAUAUCUAUGUCUUGACCAAAUGCCUCUGAAGCAGCUGAAUCUUGCUCCUCUUAAAAAACUGCAGAAGUUGUUGAUUGCCAGUCUGCAUGUGAAAGAAGUAGACGUUUCACAAAAUGUAGAACUGGAGAGUGUUUUUUCAAAUCUCAAGGUCACCGGCCUGAAUGAGGCCACCACAACUUUAUCACCCAUGCCUUAAAAUGUUGCUAUUGUCAACCUGUGUCCAAUCUUCCAUUCAUUUAAGUGGUGUAGGAAAGACAUUACAGGAUUGGAACGAAACCAGAUUCCAUGGUGGGUGUGACUGUAUGACUGCAUACAGGAAAUAUCACUCAAUUUAAUCCAAGUUAUAAAAUUAUUAAAUCGUUCGGCAAUGACAUAACACAUUUGUUUAGGUAAGAUAAGUUACACCAUUAAUACAUUAAAUAUUAUAUGAAAAAGUGAGAAAAGACCGCCAUUCGAACUCGGGACUACAAAAUACCGUUCUGAUGCUCUGCUGUUGUUUUCAGAUCAUUUCUACGGUAAACUGUGUAUGACAGUAAAAAAGGAAAACUGAAAUAUCUAACGAUAACCAGAUCACAACAGGGCUACAUAUGUGCUGCUUUUCGUAAUAUUUACUUUCACUUUGCAUUUUGAUGUUUAUUACCUGUUUGUAUAUUACCUCUGCUGUGUCAUUGGUGUUGCUCAGUGACAAAAGUAUCUAAAAUGAAUUGGAUUUGUGAUUAAAACGUUUGUAACGGUUUACUCUCAAGAUUGGGAAAAUGUACAUAAUUUCAAUAAUACUCGUAAUUUUAGAUCCUGGAAAUUUUUUAGCAUUUGUUUCACUUAAAUCAACAUAACUGAAGAAGAAUAGUUUCAUCUUUGGAAGGAAAACUGUUUCCUUUUCUGAUUUGUUAAGAGUCAGCAGUCGUUUAAAAACAAAGCUAUUUUUCAAUUCUUUACAAAGUAAUCGUGUAAAAUAACAUAUUAAUGUAUGAAACAUAGUGUUGUUUCCACUAAGCAUUUUAAUGUUCUACAUCCAUUUGUAUUGGGGUUUUAUGACAGUAUUUUAUAUUCGUUUUUACUUUUAAAAUUGUAGUUGUCUGUAUUAUGGAAUUAAUUUUGUGAUUGAAAUAAAAGUUAUAAAACCAAUGUUUUA
Messenger RNA from Mercenaria mercenaria, 6169 nucleotides. RefSeq lists its product as uncharacterized. Lineage: Eukaryota; Metazoa; Mollusca; Bivalvia; Venerida; Veneridae. The coding region runs from base 353 to 5233 and encodes 1626 amino acids. The transcript is spliced from 5 exons. The record is from RefSeq and is a predicted model, not a curated record.